UGAAAGUAGUAAGGGCAGACAUUUUUUUUAUAGUACAAGGACAUCUUUACGGGAGAUAGUGUCAUGUGAUGAGAACAAAAGGGAGGAGGUUAUGUUGUGUAGGAUGAGAUUAGGGCAUACGGGAUUGAAUUCAUUUUUUUAAUUGAUAGGAAAUAUGGUACUGGAAUGUGUAAUGGCUGUAUGGUAGAGGAAACGGUUGAACAUGUAUUACCAUUUUGUGAAAUGUGUGUAGAAAGGGAGAGUGUGUUUGACAGGGUCAGAGGUUGGACGGGAGUGGAUGGUAUUUUGGGUGGGGGUGAUGGGAGUGGUGAGGUUUGCGCGGAGUUAUUUUAUUUUAUUAGAAAUCCAGGGUUAGUCAAGAGAAUAUACUGUAGUGGUAUAGCUAGGUCGUCACACUCCAGUACAGUAGGUGGCGGUGWAUGCACUUGUCAGUUGAUUGCGAUUUGCCAAUAAAACUUAAAGAUGAAGAAGGGCAACGCAACUACUGUAGUACAUUUUGUGUUGACCUGCCCACUUUCUAUAUCCUGGAAACUGUAGGUAGACUAUGUUUUUUUCCCUUUCCAUAUGUAAGACAUAGGCUACAUUGUAGCCAAUAUGUUUCUGUCCGUAGAGUGGCCAGUUUAGAUUGUUGCAGCAUAUGUUUAUGCAGMGAAACCAUAUUCAACUAAAUCUAAAGACGUUGGAUGUUUUUUUAAUUGUUUGAUUUUACAUAAGGCGUCUGAAAAAAUGAAAGUGUGUUUCGUCUUGUGUGUGCUGAGCACCGUGGUAGUUAACGUUACUUGUUCGGGAGAAUAUAGUCGCUUCGACAAGGCAUUUAACUAUUCCCCGGGAAUACAAGUCCUCCGGGAGACGCUCACGGAUUGGUCCCAGGASGCGCACGGUUACCUUGUCCACCUUAUCGGGGCGCGGUCUGUUGAAACUGCACAGAAGUGUUUCUUUCAGUUGGUCAAGUAUCUGGCUGCGGUAGCGGCCAGUGGCGCAAAUGUGGUUAUGAAGUACCUCACCCAGUUCCUGAGGGCAGCAGGAGUUGAUGUUGAAAUGCCUGUUAACAGUAUCACCCCAGAUGCUGUGGUCAAUAUCGGUCAGUGGCUUCUGCUGGCUCUCAUUGGCUACUGGCUGCUGUCCCUGGCCUUCCGCUUGGUGGCAUCCACUCUGAGGCGGGUCCUGUGGCUACUGAAGCUGGGUGUGGUUUUAGGACUGUUUGGCUUGAUCCUAAGCGAUCACAGCGCUGGAACAGAGACUACGGCGCUGCGAUUGGCCGGCCUGGUGAGCGUCUGCGUCCUAUUGGGUAUAGGGCAUUCUGGCACCGGAGGCGACAAAACCGACCUGGAGGAUCAAGUGAGGGUGCUAGAGAGACAAGUGAGAGAAAUGGAGAGGAGGAGGAGGAGUGAGUGAGGGAUGGAUGGAUGGGAAUUGAAAGGCCUUGUUUUGAACAUAAUCUAGGUCUAGGAURGUAAUCACGACAUUGUACAUAACGUUUUGGUAUUGUUUUGCAUAAUAAAGCAUUUGCKUUUUUCAUAAAGA
Salvelinus sp. IW2-2015 is the source of this 1524-nucleotide messenger RNA. Its product is annotated as voltage-gated monoatomic cation channel TMEM109. The record is from RefSeq and is a predicted model, not a curated record. Gene Ontology annotation, biological process: cellular response to gamma radiation; intrinsic apoptotic signaling pathway in response to DNA damage by p53 class mediator. NCBI's taxonomy places the organism in Eukaryota, Metazoa, Chordata, Actinopteri, Salmoniformes, Salmonidae.